CUUUAAUGCGUCAUAAUUCAAGCGACGAUGAAGAGAUGCAUCUUGUGGAUACACAGCAGUUGGAGAACAUGGAUCACUUCAUCUGGGGACAGUUCUAUGACAACGAAAGCUCAAGGCAGGCUCAAAAAUAAAUAUAGGGACCAUUCUCUAGAAUUUAAUGCUUAUUUGCUUAUAAAUAACUAUGAAAGGGAACGCUUGAUGACUGAGACAUAUAUCAAAACUUGAAUCAUGAAUUAUAUCCUAUACAUGAAGCCUGAUGUAAAUUUUAAGGACGAACACACUAGCAGGAACUUCUAUGUAUACAUUAUAAGGGAUAAGCAAUUAAGCCAGGCUACUAAGAUAGCUCUUACCAUGGCUUGAUUAAGAGUGUAUAACAGCAUAGAUUACUUUUUCUCAAAAGAUAUCUACUCCUAUACAGCUUUCCACUACUCACUAUUGAUGGGUCAUUAUAAGGUUGCCUUACAAAUAAUAAUUUACUGAGACAAAAUCAAAGAUUUUUACCUCCAGUUCCAUCCCAACACGAAGGGAGAACAUGAGUUCCAUGAUCAUCCACUCACCUUCUUCAUUUGGAAAAAUGCUGAAGAGGGAGUCAAGAAGGGGUCUAAAUAAAGAGACUCUACUUAAGCUUCUUCUGAAUAAUAGUAAUAAUGAUGUUCUUCUAAGUAAAAAUAAACAUGGAUAUUCAGCCUUGGAUUAUACUCUAGAAAGAGAUCGCCUUAAAGAGAACAGCAGCAAGAAGCAAGAUAGGUGCAAUAUGAUUAGUAUCCUUACCUGACACAAGCUCAAGAUUAAGUAUUUGUACAUGGUCAUGAACUCGAACAAAUUAUGAAAAUUAUCAUCAAAUUUAAAAAUAUUGAUUGCUCAUAAGCUGGCUUAGGUGACGUUAUCAAGAUAUAUCUUUAACAAUGAUCAAUAUAUAAAUUAUCUUUUAUCACACUAAAUGUUCAUCUGUCUUCACCAAAGACUAAACCCAGGCUAUUCUGGAUAGAUUCUUGGUGACAAACAUCCCUCUGGACCUUUCCUUAGAGGCAGAAUUAAGUACAGAGUGGAAAGAUAGUAUUUAAUAAUUUUUCAAUAAUGU
Moneuplotes crassus is the source of this 1081-nucleotide messenger RNA. Lineage: Eukaryota; Ciliophora; Spirotrichea; Euplotida; Euplotidae. The record is from the annotation of a GenBank genome assembly.